GUUAUAAACACGCAUUAAUGGCAACUAACUAAAUCCUUUAAUAUAGCUAUGUUUCCGCUCACAAGAUUUAUAUUCACAAUUCUUUUCAUCUCUCAUACCGGCCAACGCAAAGAAACAAUGUCGAACGUUGUAGUAAUCGCUCUUGUUCUCGUCGCAGCAUCGCUAACAGGACAUGUGUCAGCACAAAUGGAUAUGUCUCCAUCUUCAGGACCAUCGGGAGCACCAGACUGCAUGACGAACCUAAUGAACAUGACGGGCUGUCUCUCUUACGUUAUGGCCGGAGAAGGCGGAGGUGCGGCCAAGCCGGACAAGACUUGUUGUCCUGCGCUAGCGGGGCUAGUGGAGAGCUCGCCGCAAUGCUUAUGUUACCUCCUCUCCGGAGACAUGGCGGCUCAGUUGGGAGUCCAGAUUGACAAGGCAAAGGCUCUCAAGCUUCCCGGAGUUUGCGGCGUUGUCACUCCUGAUCCUUCACUCUGUUCUUUAUUUGGAGUUCCUGUGGGAGCACCUGUAGCUAUGGGCAACGAGGGAGCCUCCCCAACCUUUUCUCCAGGUACAAUGUCAGGUUCAGCGGAAUCACCUGGUGGAUUAGCGCCGGGUCCUGCUUUCCGAACAAGCGAUGCACCAAGCAUUGCAACUUAUUCUCUUUUUCUCAAUCUUGUAAUUUUCCCAUUAGCAUUUGUGUUUCAUACCUAUUGCUGAUUUCAUUCUCUUCCAACCAACAACACCAUUAUUAAUAUUGCCUAUUUUCUUUAAAGAGUGAUAUGGUUGCUUAUGUAGGUCUUGAAUUUAUUACUUAUGUGUAUCCACGGAUUAUUAAUUUCUUCAUUCAUCAUAUUGAAUAAAGAUUGGUGUGUCUUCUUA
This is a messenger RNA of Camelina sativa (false flax), 861 nucleotides long. Its product is annotated as non-specific lipid transfer protein GPI-anchored 2. NCBI's taxonomy places the organism in Eukaryota, Viridiplantae, Streptophyta, Magnoliopsida, Brassicales, Brassicaceae. The record is from RefSeq and is a predicted model, not a curated record.